Pelobates cultripes (western spadefoot toad) is the source of this 444-nucleotide messenger RNA. The record is from the annotation of a GenBank genome assembly. NCBI's taxonomy places the organism in Eukaryota, Metazoa, Chordata, Amphibia, Anura, Pelobatidae.
AUGUCGCAGCAGAAGGGUAAGAAAAUCCCUGACAGGGCUGAAAAAUCGGGCUUCUUCACGGCGAGACCCGCGCCUUCCAGAGCCCAGGGCCAGCAUGAGGCAGACCAAGAUGGCGGCGGAGACGAUACCCUCCCCCUCCAUAACUCACCAGACCCUGGGAAUCUCCCUGUGACACAGGAGUUCCUGAGAGCAUGCCUGGACGAAAUGUCCGACAAACUGCUCAACAAAAUUCAAGCAUCAGUCACUGCAUUGGGCAAGGACAUCCAGGAGCUGGGCGAAAGAACGGCCCACGUGGAAAACCGCAUGGGCGAAUAUGAAGAGGCCCAUAACGACCUGACAGACCACGUUAAAGCCCUGGAACAGAAACUCACCUCAGCCCAGCUCAAACUCUCAGAUCUGGAGGACAGGUCACGGGGGCAUACCGGAAUCGAUAACGCAAGCUGA